This is a messenger RNA of Piliocolobus tephrosceles (Ugandan red Colobus), 1299 nucleotides long. RefSeq names its product beclin 2 (gene BECN2). The record is from RefSeq and is a predicted model, not a curated record. NCBI's taxonomy places the organism in Eukaryota, Metazoa, Chordata, Mammalia, Primates, Cercopithecidae. Gene Ontology annotation, biological process: cellular response to nitrogen starvation; late endosome to vacuole transport; mitophagy. Gene Ontology annotation, cellular component: phosphatidylinositol 3-kinase complex, class III, type II; phagophore assembly site; phosphatidylinositol 3-kinase complex, class III, type I. The transcript has a single exon. Gene Ontology annotation, molecular function: phosphatidylinositol 3-kinase binding; protein-macromolecule adaptor activity. Bases 1 to 1299 code for a protein of 432 amino acids.
AUGUCUUCUAUCCGCUUCCUGUGCCAGCGCUGCCACCAGGCUCUAAGGCUGAGCUGCUCCUCGGAGUCCGGGAGCCUCCCUGCAGCCCCGGCGCCCACCUCCGGGCAGGCUGAGCCCGGAGACACCCGGGAGCCCGGCGCCACCACCAGGGAGGUGACAGAUGCCGAGGAACAACAGGACGGCGCCUCUAGCAGACCCCUUCCAGGUGAUGGCAGUGUGUCCAAGGACCACGCCAACAUCUUCACCCUGCUGGGGGAGCUUGGCCCCAUGCAAACGCUCAGUAGCAUCCAGAAGGCAGCUGGGGACAUUUUUGACAUCGUCUCUGGCCAAGAAGAUGUGGACCAUCCCCUGUGUGAAGAGUGCACCGACAGUCUUCUAGAGCAGCUGGACAUCCAGCUCGCUCUCACAGAAGCUGAGAGUCAGAACUACCAACGCUGCCUGGAGACCGGGAUGCUGGCGACCAGCGAGGACGAGACGACGGCGGCGCUGCGGGCAGAGCUGCGGGACCUGGAGCUGCAGGAGGCCAGGCUGGUGCAGGAGCUGGAGGAUGUGGACAGGAACAAUGCAAGAGCAGCCACGGAUCUGGAGGCAGCCCAGGCAGAGGCUGCGGAGUUGGAUCAGCAGGAGAGGCAGUACUACAGGGACUACAGUGCCUUGAAGUGGCAGCAGCUAGAACUGCUUGACCAGCUGGGGAACGUGGAGAACCAGCUGCAAUAUGCCAGGGCCCAGAUGGACCGGUUGAAGGAAAUCAAUUGUUUCACUGCCACGUUUGAGAUCUGGGUGGAGGGCUCCUUGGGCGUCAUCAAUAAAUUCAGGUUGGGCUGCCUCCCCACUGUCCCUGUGGGCUGGAAUGAGAUUAACGCUGCCUGGGGACAGGUGGCUUUGCUGCUCCUUGCCCUGGCCAAUACAAUUGGACUGCAGUUUCAGAGGUAUCAACUCAUCCCCUGCGGAGACCAUUCCUAUCUGAAGCCUUUAACAGAUGACUGCACUGAGCUCCCCUUGUUCUGUUAUGGGGGGCAGGAUGUUUUCCUCAAUAACAAGUUCGACCGGGGGAUGGUGGCCUUCCUGGACUGCAUGCAGCAGUUCAAGGAAGAGGCUGAGAAGGGUGAGCUGGGCCUCUGUCUGCCCUACAGGAUCCAGGUGGAGACAGGCCUGAUGGAGGACUCUGGCAGCCGAGGGGAGUGCUAUUCCAUCAGAACCCAUCUGAACACGCAGGAGCUGUGGACAAAGGCACUCAAGUUCUUGCUUAUAAAUUUAAAGCAGAGUCUCAUCUGGGUUGCCUCAAGGUAUCAAAAGUAG